Molecule: messenger RNA, 216 nt
Organism: Penicillium paradoxum
Lineage: Eukaryota; Fungi; Ascomycota; Eurotiomycetes; Eurotiales; Aspergillaceae
Product: Glucose-repressible protein Grg1
Exons: 3
Coding region: 1-216 (71 amino acids)
Source: RefSeq, a predicted model, not a curated record
AUGGAGACCGCCAAGAACGCCGUUAACUACGUCUCUGAGUCCAUCCAGGGUGGUGGUGCCACUGCAUCCAAGGAGGCCAACAAGCACGUUGCAAAGGACUCUGAUGCCAGCCUCAGCAGCCGAGCUACUGCCGCAAAGGAUGCUGUUGUCGACAAGAAGGACGAGAAGUCCCAUGAUACCAAGGCUGAUGUCCACAAGGAGGCCGCUAAGCACUGA